GGCAGGGAGCCCUCGCUCGAGGUCCGGCCGUGGGUCUGGUCGCGGGUCCGUCCGUCCUGUCGCCCGCCGCCGGCCGCCCCCGCGGAGAAUGGGAGGACAAAGGGAGGGGGCGGUUCUGGGGCCCCUGGGGGAAUCCAGAGUCUCAGGUGCCUGUCCCUGCCCACUGACACUUUCGGUUUCUCCCGGAGUCAGAGGCGCUCCGCCCACGAGCCCCCGGGCUGGCGCCGGGCGCAGCUGCUUCUCCGCCUUUGCCUCCCCGUCUUUGUGUCUGUCCGUGUGUCUGUCUGACUGUCCCCGAGCUCCAGAACUAAGCUGCCGGGACGGCAACCCGCGGACCCCCGCCCCUUUCCCAUGGCAGGCUACUUGCCCCCUCAAGGUUACGUCCCUUCGCCCCCACCUCCCUACCCGGUGGCCUCCGGGUACCUGGAGCCGGCGCUGCAUCCCGGACCCAGGCAGGCGCCGGUGCCCGCCCAGGUGCCCGCCCCCGCGCCCGGCUUCGCCGUCUACCCCUCGCCCGGCCCCGGGGCCGCGGGGUCUGCUGCCCCCUUCUUGCCACUGCCGGGGGUACCUUCUGGCCUCGAUUUCCUGGUGCAGAUUGACCAGAUCUUGAUUCACCAGAAGGUUGAGCUAGUGGAAGCGUUCCUCCGCUGGGAGUCCUGUAACCGGUAUGAACUGCGCUCGGGGGCCGGGCAGCCCCUGGGCCAGGCGGCCGAGGAGAGCAACGUCUGCGCCCGCCUGUGCUGCGGCACCCGCCGGCCGCUGCGCAUCCGCCUGGUGGACCCCUGGAACCGCGAGGUGCUGCACCUGCUCCGCCCGCUGCACUGUGGCUGCAGCUGCUGCCCCUGGGGCCUGCAAGAGAUGGAAGUACAGGCUCCACCUGGCAGCACCAUUGGCCACGUGCUACAGACCUGGCAUCCCUUCCUCCCCAAGUUCUCCAUCCAGGACGCUAAUCGCCAGACGGUCCUGCGGGUGGUGGGACCCUACUGGACCUGUGGCUGUGGCACAGACAUCAGCUUUGAGGUGAAGACGCGGGACGAGUCCCGCAGCGUGGGCCGCAUCAGCAAGCAGUGGGGGGGCCUGCUCCGAGAGGCCCUCACGGAUGCCGACGACUUUGGCCUGCAGUUCCCGCUGGACCUGGACGUGAGGAUGAAGGCCGUGCUGCUGGGAGCCACCUUCCUCAUCGACUACAUGUUCUUCGAGAAGCCAGGAGACGCUGGGUCCUCUGCCGUCACGAGUUAGAAGCCACCUCAGGGGGAAGAGACCGUCACCUCAGCCAGAAUUCAAGAUGGUUGCCUGCCCCGGCCUGGCCCCUCCUCAAAGGCUGCCCCUCUCCUCCGGGUACUCAGCAGGGGACAGACAGGGUGCCCGAGAGGCUGGCGGUCGCGGUGCCCCAUUCCUACAUUACCUGCCUGGCCUCCUUCACCUGUGGCCCCCACAGAAGCGAGUGUAUGAGAACCCUCCCCUCCGCUCCCUCCCUCCACUCUCCCGGCACCCAGGCAUAUGGCUUUCAAACUGUCCCUGCCCACCCCCUCCCAUCCCCCUGCCAGAUCUCUGCUCCAGACUGGCCUUUGGAACCCAGGACUUUGGGGUUUUAUGUCAGGGCCAGAGUGGCAAAGGGUUCACAGCUCCAAAGAACGGCAGACAUGGCCACUCCUUCCCCACAGCGACUCGGCCAAUUAGUUUAACCUCACUCUGUGGCACUUUGAAGGGAUCCCCAUCUCUCCGCCAACAGCUGUAGGGAUUGAGCCCCAGUGCCAACUUCCUCUCCCCCUUGGGCCCUGCCCACAGCUGGUGCUUGCUGCAGCUUCCUGUGCCUUAUUUAACCACCCCUUUCUUCCCCUGCCCUAGGAAGGAGGCUGCACCUUUGUAUGUUAUAUUCAGAUAAACUUUGUAACUUUUUGGA
Messenger RNA from Choloepus didactylus (southern two-toed sloth), 1903 nucleotides. It is a transcript of the gene PLSCR3, whose product is annotated as phospholipid scramblase 3. Bases 352 to 1239 code for a protein of 295 amino acids. Gene Ontology annotation, cellular component: plasma membrane. The record is from RefSeq and is a predicted model, not a curated record. The transcript has 7 exons. Lineage: Eukaryota; Metazoa; Chordata; Mammalia; Pilosa; Megalonychidae. Gene Ontology annotation, molecular function: phospholipid scramblase activity. Gene Ontology annotation, biological process: plasma membrane phospholipid scrambling.